AGAGUGAGAGUGAAAAUAGGGUCAAAAACAGAAGCAAAAACCACAUAAAACAUUGCAUCUUCUUCUUCAUGUUUUAAACAACAAUCACUCUGUUAUAUAAAUAGGACAGUGUUAAGGUCUUUCUAACAUCGGAAGGUUUCGUGAAAGGGAGAAAACAGAAAAACAAAACAGAAAAAAGAAGAAGAUAGCCAUGGCUGCUAAAAGCUUUAGUUUAGAGGAAAUAAAAAACGAGACUGUCGAUCUUGAGAGGAUACCAGUGGAGGAAGUGUUUCAACAACUGAAUUGCACCAGAGAAGGUUUAUCAUCCGAUGAAGGUCAGAAGAGGUUGCAGAUUUUUGGCCCUAAUAAACUCGAAGAGAAAAAGGAAAGCAAGUUUUUGAAAUUCUUGGGGUUUAUGUGGAACCCUCUCUCAUGGGUUAUGGAAAUAGCUGCGAUCAUGGCUAUUGCUUUGGCCAAUGGAGGGGGCAAACCACCAGACUGGCAAGAUUUUGUGGGUAUUGUUGUAUUGCUUUUCAUCAACUCUACUAUUAGUUUCAUUGAAGAGAACAAUGCAGGCAAUGCUGCUGCUGCUCUCAUGGCUGGUCUUGCUCCUAAAACCAAGGUCUUAAGAGAUGGAAGGUGGACUGAACAAGAGGCUGCUAUCUUAGUUCCAGGUGAUGUGAUCAGCAUUAAGUUGGGAGAUAUUAUCCCAGCAGAUGCUCGCUUGCUUGAAGGAGACCCUUUAAAGAUUGAUCAGUCUGCUCUCACUGGCGAGUCAUUGCCUGUUACAAAGCACCCAGGUGAUGAAGUCUUUUCUGGGUCUACUUGCAAGCAAGGUGAGAUUGAAGCAAUUGUAAUUGCUACUGGUGUGCACACUUUCUUUGGCAAAGCUGCUCAUCUAGUCGAUAGCACAAAUCAAGAGGGCCACUUCCAGAAGGUGCUGACAGCUAUUGGGAACUUCUGCAUAUGCUCCAUUGCGUUAGGAAUGAUUAUAGAGAUAGUUGUCAUGUACCCCAUUCAGCACCGGGAGUAUCGUAGUGGUAUUGAUAAUCUUUUGGUGCUUCUCAUUGGAGGGAUUCCAAUUGCUAUGCCGACAGUUUUGUCUGUGACAAUGGCCAUCGGCUCCCAUAGGCUUUCACAGCAAGGUGCUAUUACCAAGAGGAUGACAGCUAUUGAGGAAAUGGCUGGAAUGGAUGUCUUGUGUAGUGACAAGACUGGUACUCUCACUCUCAAUAAACUUACAGUUGAUAAGUCCUUGAUUGAGAUAUUUGCGAAGGAUGUGGACAAAGACACUGUGAUUCUGUAUGGUGCUAUGGCCUCCAGGGUUGAGAAUCAGGAUGCCAUUGAUGCGUGUAUUGUUGGGAUGUUGGGUGACCCAAAGGAGGCCAGAGCAGGCAUCACUGAGGUGCAUUUUUUGCCAUUUAACCCAGUGGGGAAGCGCACGGCUAUUACAUACAUCGACUCAGAUGGCAACUGGCAUAGAAUUAGCAAAGGCGCACCAGAGCAGAUCAUUGAACUGUGCAACCUGAGGGAUGAUGCAAAAAAGAAGGCUCAUGCCAUAAUUGAUAAGUUUGCUGAUCGUGGACUUCGCUCUCUAGCUGUUUCUAAACAAGCUGUACCUGAGAAAACCAAGGAAAGCCCUGGAGGGCCAUGGCAAUUUGUCGGUCUCUUGCCACUUUUUGAUCCUCCGAGGCAUGACAGUGCUGAGACCAUUAACCGUGCCCUUAAUCUAGGUGUCAAUGUCAAGAUGAUCACUGGUGACCAGCUUGCAAUUGGCAAGGAAACUGGUCGCAGGCUAGGCAUGGGAACCAACAUGUAUCCUUCUUCUGCUCUCCUUGGGCAGAACAAGGAUGAGUCUAUUGCUGGCCUCCCCGUUGAUGAGCUUAUUGAAAAGGCCGAUGGCUUCGCUGGAGUAUUCCCUGAGCACAAAUACGAGAUUGUGAAGAGGCUGCAAGAAAGGAAGCACAUUUGCGGGAUGACUGGAGACGGUGUGAAUGAUGCUCCAGCAUUGAAGAAGGCAGACAUUGGAAUUGCAGUGGCUGAUGCUACCGAUGCAGCUCGGGGUGCAUCUGACAUAGUCCUGACAGAGCCAGGAUUGAGCGUUAUCGUUAGUGCUGUCUUGACAAGCAGAGCCAUUUUCCAGAGAAUGAAGAACUACACCAUUUAUGCAGUUUCUAUAACCAUUCGUAUUGUGAUGGGAUUUAUGCUUCUUGCUCUCAUAUGGAAAUUCGAUUUCUCUCCUUUCAUGGUUCUGAUCAUUGCCAUACUCAAUGAUGGAACCAUCAUGACUAUUUCCAAAGACAGAGUGAAGCCAUCUCCUCUACCUGAUUCAUGGAAACUCAAGGAGAUUUUUGCUACUGGGGUUGUCCUUGGUACCUACCUAGCUAUCAUGACUGUUGUGUUCUUCUGGGCAGCUAACAGUUCUGACUUCUUCUCUGAUCAUUUUGGUGUUAGAUCCAUUAGAGAAAACCAUAAUGAGCUUACAGCUGCAAUCUACCUCCAAGUGAGCAUAGUCAGUCAGGCACUCAUCUUUGUCACUAGGUCCCGUAGCUGGUCUUAUGUUGAACGCCCUGGUCUCCUGCUUGUCGCUGCCUUUAUCAUUGCCCAGCUGAUUGCUACACUUCUUGCUGUGUACGCCAAUUGGGCCUUUGCAAAAAUCCACGGUAUCGGGUGGGGAUGGGCUGGCGUUAUUUGGCUCUACAGCAUCGUCUUCUACAUCCCUCUUGAUGUUCUGAAGUUCGCCAUCCGAUAUGCUUUGAGUGGCAAAGCUUGGGACAACCUUGUCCAAAAUAAGACUGCUUUCACAACCAAGAAGGAUUACGGGAGGGGAGAGAGGGAAGCCCAAUGGGCCGCUGCUCAGCGUACCCUCCAUGGACUGCAGCCUCCUGAAACUGCAGAAAUAUUCCAAGAUAAGAAUUACAGGGAAUUGUCUGAGAUUGCUGAGCAAGCCAAGAGGCGUGCGGAAGUCGCAAGGUUAAGGGAGCUUCAUACCCUCAAGGGGCAUGUUGAAUCAGUGGUGAAACUCAAGGGACUUGACAUUGAGACCAUUCAACAGCACUACACUGUUUGAUUCAGAAAUUGCAACUAAUAUGUUGGCAAAGAAUUUUGGGCGAUAAACGAGAAAUCUGGACUAUGAGAAUUAGGGUUCAUUCAAUUUCGUUUUCAAAUCCUUUCUUAUUUCAUUUUGAGGAUUUUGUAGGAUGCAAUGCAACUACGCAAGGGUUGGGAAUAAGACAUGUAAGAUUGUGUUGGACAAUCAUGGGUUGGAAAAAAAUAAUUUCAUCAGGAUAGCAUCCCCUGCUACCUUUGUAUUUUUGUUACAUUACUUCUCAAUGUGAGAUUCCCUAUUUUUGCUUCUAGCA
Messenger RNA from Ricinus communis (castor bean), 3341 nucleotides. Its product is annotated as ATPase 9, plasma membrane-type. Gene Ontology annotation, biological process: proton export across plasma membrane; regulation of intracellular pH. Gene Ontology annotation, molecular function: ATP binding; P-type proton-exporting transporter activity; ATP hydrolysis activity. Bases 191 to 3049 code for a protein of 952 amino acids. Lineage: Eukaryota; Viridiplantae; Streptophyta; Magnoliopsida; Malpighiales; Euphorbiaceae. Gene Ontology annotation, cellular component: plasma membrane. The transcript has 13 exons. The record is from RefSeq and is a predicted model, not a curated record.